GUCCCCUGUCCCCUGUCCCCUGUCCCCAUGUCCCCAUGUCCCCACGGCACCUACUACAUCAACCCCCCGCUGUACACGCCACCCGGUGAGUGUCCCCUGUCCCCUGUCCCCUGUCCCCAUGUCCCCAUGUCCCCAUGUCUCCACGGCACCUACUACAUCAACCACCCGCUGUACACGCCACCCGGUGAGUGUCCCCUGUCCCCUGUCCCCAUGUCCCCAUGUCCCCAUGUCCCCAUGGCACCUACUACAUCAACCACCCGCUGUACACGCCACCCGGUGAGUGUCCCCUGUCCCCUGUCCCCUGUCCCCAUGUCCCCACGGCACCUACUACAUCAACCACCCGCUGUACACGCCACCCGGUGAGUGUCCCCUGUCCCCUGUCCCCAUGUCCCCAUGUCCCCACGGCACCUACUACAUCAACCACCCGCUGUACACGCCACCCGGUGAGUGUCCCCUGUCCCCUGUCCCCAUGUCCCCAUGUCCCCACGGCACCUACUACAUCAACCCCCCGCUGUACACGCCACCCGGUGAGUGUCCCCUGUCCCAUGUCCCCUGUCCCCAUGUCCCCAUGUCCCCACGGCGCCUACUACAUCAACCACCCGCUGUACACGCCACCCGGUGAGUGUCCCCUGUCCCCUGUCCCCUGUCCCCAUGUCCCCACGGCACCUACUACAUCAACCACCCGCUGUACACGCCACCCGGUGAGUGUCCCCUGUCCCCUGUCCCCAUGUCCCCAUGUCCCCACGGCACCUACUACAUCAACCACCCGCUGUACACGCCACCCGGUGAGUGUCCCCUGUCCCCUGUCCCCAUGUCCCCAUGUCCCCACGGCACCUACUACAUCAACCACCCGCUGUACACGCCACCCGGUGAGUGUCCCCUGUCCCCUGUCCCCAUGUCCCCAUGUCCCCACGGCGCCUACUACAUCAACCACCCGCUGUACACGCCACCCGGUGAGUGUCCCCUGUCCCCUGUCCCCUGUCCCCAUGUCCCCAUGUCCCCACGGCACCUACUACAUCAACCCCCCGCUGUACACGCCACCCGCCUACGGCGAGGAGCAGGUGAAGCUGGCGCUCGGCGUCUUCCUGUUCUGCCAGCUGGGGAACUUCUCCAUCCACGUGGCCCUGCGCAACCUGCGCCCCGCCGGCUCCAAGACCCGCAAGAUCCCCUACCCGACCCGCAACCCCUUCACCUGGCUCUUCCUGCUCGUCUCCUGCCCCAACUACACCUACGAGGUGGGGUCCUGGAUCGGCUUCACCAUCAUGACGCAGUGUCUGCCCGUGGCCCUCUUCUCGCUGGUGGGCUUCGUGCAGAUGACCAUCUGGGCCAAGGGCAAGCACCGCAGCUACCUCCGGGAGUUCCGCGACUACCCGCCGCUGCGCUCGCCCAUCGUCCCCUUCCUCCUCUGAGCCCCGGGGACACCGCGGGGACAGGGCCACCCCGCCCCGGCGGCCACCGGCUGCUCGGGGACGUGGGGACCCGGUCACUGCCACCACGGCGCUCGCCCGGCGGCCCCGUCCUGCUCUGAGCCCCGCGGGGAUCCGGCUGUCCCAGCCCAUCGUCCUCGUUUUCCUUGGGGACACGGGGACAUGUGGGGACACCGUGGGGACAUGGCUGUCCCAGCCCAUCGUCCUCGUCUUCCUUGGGGACACGGGGACAUGUGGGGACACUGUGGGGACUCAGCCAGCCCUGCCCAUCGUCCUCGUUUUCCUUGGGGACACGGGGACAUGUGGGGACACCGUGGGGACAUGGCUGUCCCAGCCCAUCGUCCUCGUCUUCCUUGGGGACACGGGGACAUGUGGGGACACCGUGGGGACAUGGCUGUCCCAGCCCAUCGUCCUCGUCUUCCUUGGGGACACGGGGACAUGUGGGGACACCGUGGGGACAUGGCUGCCCCAGCCCAUCGUCCUCGUCUUCCUUGGGGACGCGGGGACGUGGGAACACCGUGGGGACAUGGCUGCCCCAGCCCAUCGUCCUCGUCUUCCUUGGGGACACGGGGACAUGUGGGGACACUGUGGGGACACGGGGACCCCGUGGGGACCUGUUGCCCCCCGUCCCAUCAUCCCUUUCCUGCUCUGAGCCAUGGGGACACGCGGGGACACCACGGGGACCCGGCCCUGCCAGCCUGCCCCAGCCCAUCGUCCCUGUCUUGCCUGGGGACAUGUGGGGACAUGGGGACUCCAUGGGGACCUGUUGCCCCCCCCAUCCCAUCGUCCCCAUCCUGCUCUGAGCCAUGGGGACACCAUGGGGACACAUGGGGACACGGUGACUUGUGCCACCAUGGCCCAUCGUCCCCAUCCUGCUCUGAGGCACGGGGACACAUGGGGACACGGUGACCUGUGCCACCAUGGCCCAUCGUCCCCAUCCUGCUCUGAGCCGCGGGGACACCGUGGGGACACAGGACACCAUCCUGCCCCGGGGCAUUGUCCCCUCCCAGCUCGGGGACAUGGGGACACUUAGGGGACACUGACCCUACCUUGUGCCAGCCCCCGUGUCCCCGAGCCACAGGGAUGGGGACACCAUGGGGACCAAGGGGUUGGUCACCGGGCUGCGGUCCCCAGGAACAAGCCGUGUCACCCGCGCGCGCUGUCACCGUCCCCGGGAAUGAACUGUGUCACCCGCAUGUGACCUGUCAUCGGGGGGCCACGGUCCCCAAGAAUAAACCAUGUCACCCGCG
Messenger RNA from Dromaius novaehollandiae (emu), 2677 nucleotides. It is a transcript of the gene TECR, whose product is annotated as trans-2,3-enoyl-CoA reductase. The transcript is spliced from 6 exons. Gene Ontology annotation, molecular function: oxidoreductase activity, acting on the CH-CH group of donors. The record is from RefSeq and is a predicted model, not a curated record. Bases 219 to 1409 code for a protein of 396 amino acids. Gene Ontology annotation, biological process: very long-chain fatty acid biosynthetic process. NCBI's taxonomy places the organism in Eukaryota, Metazoa, Chordata, Aves, Casuariiformes, Dromaiidae.